UUGCAGAUGGAGGCCUUUCUAGAGGAGUUCGCGCUCGGGUCUUCCCCGGUUUAUACUGUGAAGGACGUGUUGGCUCAGACCUUCAUCCAGGCAUAUGCCAACCAUCUCAAGAAGAGGGGCAAGUUUCAGGUGCCCAUGUGGGUGGAUUUGGUGAAGACUGGAUACGGGAAGACCCUCGCUCCCCAAGAUCCCGACUGGCUGUACUGUCGAGCUGCUGCCAUCCUGCGGCACCUCUACCUUCGCCCAAGCUGCGGAGUUGGGGCAUUUAGAAAGUUCUUCUCAUGCAAAACCGGCAAAAAGUGCAGCCCUGGCCACACCAGCAAGGCCAGCGGCAAGAUCAUUCGACACAUCCUCCAGCAGUUCGAGGCCAUGGGGCUUGUCGAGUCUCGCCCAGAUAGCGGAAGGCGCUUGACCAAGGUGGGACAGAAGGAACUCGACGUCAUCGCUCGCCAGUGCGUUCUCAGCGCCUCGGUCUGA
This is a messenger RNA of Cyclospora cayetanensis, 477 nucleotides long. RefSeq names its product 40S ribosomal protein S19-2. Lineage: Eukaryota; Apicomplexa; Conoidasida; Eucoccidiorida; Eimeriidae. Gene Ontology annotation, molecular function: structural constituent of ribosome; RNA binding. Gene Ontology annotation, biological process: ribosomal small subunit assembly; translation. Gene Ontology annotation, cellular component: cytosolic small ribosomal subunit; ribosome. Bases 7 to 477 code for a protein of 156 amino acids. The record is from RefSeq and is a predicted model, not a curated record. The transcript is spliced from 4 exons.